GACAACUCCAUUUUGAGGGUAUAGAUUUUAGUAAUGGCUUGGGCUCUAGGUCCGGACUUGGUCCCUUUCCGAGCUGGACCCACCCUCGUAAUGUUUACCACUACUCGGUUUAAGCUACCAUGAGUUUUGUCCCUAAUGUAGUGACUAAGAAGCGCAGAAAAUCAGACAACAAACCACAGUCGCAAUUGAACAAGUGCCUUAAUGAAAAACGCCGUCGAGAGCAAGAAAAUACUUACAUUGAAGAGCUGGCAGAACUGAUCUCUGCUAGGUUUACUGACAUGAGUUCCUUGUCCGUCAAACCGGACAAGUGUGCCAUACUGCAGGAGACGGUUAACCAGAUCAACAGAAUCAAACAUCAAGGUGAAACUGAUGCCCUUCAGCAGAGUGAAGUAUCCUCUAGCAAUUCUACCAUUUUAAGUAGCAACAUUUUGGGACCACUACUGCUUGAGGCUUUGGAUGGAUUUUUACUGGUUAUUAAUGCUGAUGGGAAGAUAGUUGUUUCAGAAAAUGUUUUUUCGUUUCUGAAAUACAGCAAGGAUGAUUUGGUUGGGAAAAGCAUCUACAGCAUCAUCCAUGUCAGAGAUCAUGCUUUUUUCAGCAAUAUUUUGUUGUCCCUGUCACUAGGCUGGACAUCAGAAUCUGGUACCAGUAAAAGUCGCUUGUUCAAUUGCCAUUUCAAGGUUAAAGUUGAAGAGGAUCUUGACAAGAGCAUGGAUGGAAAGCAAACUCAGUAUGAAAAAAUGCAGGUUUCAACAGUUUUAUUACCUUACCCCCCAGUGGAAGGUAGUGCAAACUUUAGUGAAGGGUCUUCAGAGUCCCAGAACUGUUUGUUUUGUGUGACAAGACGUAUUCCUCAAACUGAGAAGAGUCUUAGUAGGGCAGGGAUUGAGCUGUUCACAACACGUUUAGAUAAAACGGGAAAGAUCACUGUCAUUGAUACAAGUGGUGUAUCAUCGACUUACAGCCAGCAUCUUAAUAAAGACUUUGUUGGUAAGAGUAUUCAGGAACUCUGUCAUCCCAAAGAUCGACACAAAGUGAACCAACAUUUGAAAGACACCCUCCAAACAGGCAGCAACACCAGUGGCAUCUAUCGUCUACAAAUAUCACAAGAUAAAUACAUUUACGUUCAAACUAAAAGUAAAAAAUUUAGCUACGGUCAAGUGACGAGUGAAGAGGAGUUUAUUAUGGCUACACAUUCGAUUAUUCGAGAUAGUGAAACUCCCCAAUCUUUAGAAAGCCUUCAAAGGAGUAGUACACCUGCAGUCAGCGGGAAUUCACCUUCCACCAGCCUCAUUGGUAAUUUGAAUGAGGAAUUGAAUGGUGUGAACUCUGCAGAAAAUGUCUCGAUGAACACAUCUACUUCAGUUUAUGGUGGGUUUUCAACUUUCAGUCCUUCUUCCCAUGACUUUGGAUUCAAUGAUCUAGGGCUGGACAUUUUUUCAGGUCCCACUUGGGAUUUGAUUGUUGGGAACCACCGAGAGGAUGGGCUGGCUAUCACUGGCACCACCUCUUACACUUCCACUCUCAGCCCACAUACUCAAAUGUCUACAUCACCAAACAGUAACAACAACUCUGGUAGUGUUCACUCUGUUGCUCAGGGUUCCCAUUCAUCAAAUAGUGCCUUUUCUCCUGAACUGACACAAGGUAAGAUGUCACCUGCCACAUGUUCACCAGCUGCCCAGCUUACUUCAAUUCCAAGUCCUACACCAUGUGGAAACACUUCAUUCAGUGUGUCAUUCUCUCUCAGCUCUAUACAGUCUUCACCAUCUUAUGGAAAAGUGGAAUCCACAGGAACCACUGCUGACAUAAAUAACACAAGUCCUCCAUCUUUGCAAGAAAACCAGAGCCUUUCCAAAACAGCUCAGAAAUUAAGAAACUUGUUAACUAAGACAACUGAAAAAGUAAACUCUUCACAUACUAUUUCUACUACAGUGUCCAAGGGGUAUAGUGUAACUUCAGAAGUUCCAACUAGUAGUAAUAGUGGUUUAGUUUUACAGACAACACAGCCAGGUCUUUCAGAAAAUGGCAGAGUUAUUUCUUCUUCUGAUAAGGAAAAUAUUUUGCAUGAAUUGUUAAAUGAAGAAGAUGAAAAAACAUCUGCACUACCUGAGGGUGCUUUGAAUAUUGCUCAUAACAAAGAACUAUUACAAGAAAAUAGUCCGGAAGGUUUGAAAAGUGAACUCAAUGGAGAACACCAAAUGAAGACUAUGAACAAUAACACCAUGCUACGAAAGUUACUGAAUGAUGACGACUAUGAAAACGGCUACAGAAAGUCUCAAGACGUGCGUCUUCUAAAGUCAAAACUCAAAGAUCAGAAUCAAAACGAAAAUAGCCAAAGUGCAGGAGAGGUAGAUUCUCAGCCUGCAAAUCAGUCAGCUACAAGUGAUCAUUUCUUGAAUCAGUUGGGGACUGAUUCUUCUAGCCAGCCGGGUAACACCUUGGGUCCUUCUAACUUAGACGAUGUCACAAACACGGCUGUUAAGAGAAAAUCUUCAGAUUCUAUAUCGGACUCAUCUAUGGAAGCUCCACAGAAACGUCCCAAUCAUGCUUACUUGGCUGGACAAAAUCCAAUGCUGGUGUCUAUGCUUGCUCAAACUCCAAAAACUGAGCCGUCCAUCCCUACCACCAUUGCCAGCUCCAUUAUGUCUCAACUUCCUCAGGAUCGACUUCCAAGAGGUCUUGAGAAAAAGCUUCUAAACACAUCUGCCAAAUCAAACAUGCAUUCAGUAUCUUCAACAGUAGCAUCCACAGUGUCUACUUUAGCUGCAACCCAGCAAAGUUGUACAACUUUAUCCACAGCUGCUAUACGUAACCUUCUUGAACAAGACGUUGUGACGUUUGACUCAUGGGGUCAACUAGCCUUCAACCAUCAUCAACUAUCCAGCACAAGUUUCCCUCAACAGCAGCAACAACCUUCACAACAAGAAUUACUGCUGAAAAUUCUCAACAAUCCAGAUGCUCCACAGCUUUCCAGAUCAUUAGGAAUCCACGUGACAACAAAUAAUGGAACUGCAUCACCAUCCAACAUCUUUCCAACUCCUGGGCAAAUAAGCAUUCCAUCAUCUUCACAUGUGACGCUAUCAGAAUUAUUAGGAGAUGUUAUUUCAUCAGAGCCAACAGGGACAGUAGGAGGCAGUGAUCAUGUCUCGGACCCACUUUUGUCCCAAAUCUUAGAAGAGGUUUGGAGCCUGGAACAAGAAAUGGAGUCUCCAUCUGCUGGUGAUUCAGUAGUGGUGAAGUUACUCGAUGAAGCAUUUAGUCAAACAUCUGUAUCAAGUACAACCACUGCUCAACCAGCACCACAACCAAUGAUGUCCACUCAAGAUCUUCAAGCAAAAAUGGCUAUCAAUGCCAUUCAAAAGCAGUUAAUGAGCUACGAAACUCCUAGCAGUGGAAGUACCCCAAUGUCAUCAAGUUCCCGUGUAGUUACUAGUCCAGCAUUAUAUCCUCAGUUAACUACUGCUACAUCUCCCAAUGCCAUGACAACUUUUGUAUCAUCCCAGUCCUCGUCUCAGCCUCCAACUUACAACAGUGUGGUGGUUAGUCAGAGAUCCAGACUGCCCAAUCCAGGUGCAAUGACCAAUGGGCAGCAAGUUUUAGAAAUAGUUAAUGUUCAGCGGGCAGGUUUGUCUCAGUAUCCAGGAGCUGGAGGUAUCCCAGCCAAUCUUGCACCACAGGUGAGGAGUCGAUUAUAUGAAAGGCGUCAGAAAUACCUCCUGCAACAACAGAAGAGACUGUUAGCCCAGCAGCAACAACAACAACUCACCCUUCAAACUCAUCAGUCUGUUGAUGAUCAACUCGCCCUUUCUUCUGCUCCUCGUUUCCCCAAAAAUAUGAAUGAUUUGUUAAAUAACACUGUUGCUCCUAAUGUAACACUACAGCGCUCGUCCAGUGUACCUGAGCAUCUCUCACCUCAUUACUCGUCCAACUUGGUGGGUCAAAUUUCAAGUCAUGUUGGACAAACUGUACAGUCUCAGCUGUCACCUGGUCAGCAGUCUCCAUACUCACCCUUAUCUCAGCCACCAUAUCCCAGUUCAACACCUCCUGCUAGUUCAUAUCAACAACAACAACAACUUUCACCACAUCCAAUGCCAACAUAUCCUUCUAGUGGUCCAGGAAGUCCUAGGUCACCUCAUCUUCAAACGGUGUCUCCACAGCCAGGAGUAAGCCAGACACAGUGGACUCAACAUCCUGCAAUAUCGCUGCAGAAACAGAAUCCUAUGUUGAAUGCCCAGUUAUCACAGAGUAGUUAUGGAGGACAAAACAAGUUUGUAGGACAACAGCAACGACAGAUUCAUAUCCAAUCAAUGCCAAGCUCCAGUUCUGGAGGUACAUCUCAGAACCCUUCUGUUUCUACUCAGAGAAGCCCCCAAUACAUGCCUCAAUCUUCUAUAAACGUGUAUCAAAAAAAUCUGCAUCAGCAGAGGCUUCAAAGAUCUAUGUCGAUGUCUGGGUGGGUAAACUCUCCUUGUACACCCCAACAAGUACAUGCUGCAGGAGAACGGCAUCUCUCCCCUCAGCCACAAGUUUCUCCAAACUUCAGUAGUCAUUCGUUGCCGGGAAACCCAGUUUCUAAUUCGGUUAAUCCUAGCAACACCUUAGUUUCAACCACAGCUUCUGUCAGCUACAGUGUUGCAGGUGAUAACUCCAACUAUUUUGAUCAACAAAGCCUCCAGCUUUAUACCAAUACAGCAGAAGAAUGUCGGAGUGGUCUAGCUAGUACUGGGGGAAUGACAUCAGAAUUUGUACGGCAGGAAUUAAGAGCAAAAGUUGGGGCAAGAACUCAGCAGCAAGGGAUGAGACAGCAGCAACAACAACUUCAGUUUAAUAUGACUGGAACAAACUCGCCAUCAGAACCUGAUGUGGGUGCUCUAGGACUGUCUUUGGAGCUAGGUGAAAGUAGCCAACGGGUCUUGUCCGGAUUAUUCUCACAAUCGCUACUGGACAUGGGUAGUAACCAGAACAACUCAAUGUCACUGAUGCCAACAGAAGGAAAUAAUCCUAGAGUUCAAGAAGCUAAACCACCAGAACAAAAGAAAAGUUUACUGCAACAAUUGCUCUCGGCAGAGCCCCCAUAAUCAGUAAAUAUAAUUUCAGACUUAGAAGAUGUAUGAGAAACAAUAUUACAGCUAUCUUGGAGUAGUUUGGUGCUUGAAGCGGAUUUCCAACAUGCAACGGACACUAGAGUGAAAUCAAUUAUAGUUUGUGAUUUUCAAGUAAACUAUAAUUUUGUGGGUUUUUUUUUUUGUAUUUUUUUUUUUUUGUAAAUAUUUUAAGCGAAAAACCGGUUAUUCAUCGUACAGGUCAUUGUGAGGGUACUUGGGCAAAAUGAUGUACUAGUUGUAUUCCAGGCUAUGUGGCAUAUGUUCUUGCUCUUCUGUUACCAACAAAGAAUACAUGGGUUUGUGAAAGAAACAACACCAUUCAGUAAGUUGUUCUCUGAUGUGGUGAAGUUUGCUCAUCGGUGUUUACUUCACAAUGGGAUAAACUUGUCAAAUCUCUGGAGUCACUUUUCUCAAAAGAACACAUUUUUAUUGUGUAAAACUGACCAAUCACUGUGGAUGCCAGUAGGAAAUAUGACUCUGGUUUCUCUAAUCCUUGUGGAGCUACUGUUUUAUUAUAAAGGUCAAUUCUGUCUUUCAACAAAUUCUUAUAUUUUCCUUCAAGAUACACUAACAUUUAACUACAAGGAAUCUGUUCAGCUCUGUCACUCUCUAACUUUCACAACAUACAAAUCCUUGUUUUUAUAACCGUAUGAAUGUGUUUCUCAAGAAGCUCCUCUGAUUUUUCAUGUUCACCAUCAGUCACUGAUAACUGUUUUGGAGCUAAGCCUAGAAGAGUGGUUUGUGCUGUCCCUUUUAGUCAUAUGCAUGUGCGCUGUUGUAAUUUGUAUAUAUUAUACGUAUAUAGCUUAUGUUUUCUCUGGUGUAUUUGUAUAUAUCCAUAAAUAUAUAUAUAUACCACAUAUAUAGAAAUAUUUACAAAAUUGGUUUCAUAGAAUGUAUUUGUAGCCCAGUGCUGUUUUAGAGUCAAGCCCUUAUGAAUGAUUAAUUACAGUGCCACCAGCUUUAGAGUAUUAUCGAGGUUGUAGUCAGAUAAAUUCCAGCCUCUAAGCCAAGUCAAUACAGUAACUUUAACAUAUUUGUCUUUACAUUCCAUAAAGGUUUUGAACCGUUGCAUCUGAACCAGUUUUCUUUCUACCAGAGGCUACUGUAGAAACAUCAUCAUGCUUGUUAUUAAUUACCAAACCUAUUAACCUUUCUGUUUAAUCUGGGAACCAACAUAAAUAUCUUGUUGUUGUUGAUUAUAAAUGCAGUUGUGUUUUAUUAUUUUAUAAACGAAUUGUAAAGAAAUAG
Molecule: messenger RNA, 6356 nt
Organism: Limulus polyphemus (Atlantic horseshoe crab)
Lineage: Eukaryota; Metazoa; Arthropoda; Merostomata; Xiphosura; Limulidae
Product: nuclear receptor coactivator 2-like
Exons: 23
Coding region: 120-5078 (1652 amino acids)
Biological process (GO): cellular response to hormone stimulus; positive regulation of transcription by RNA polymerase II
Cellular component (GO): nucleus
Molecular function (GO): nuclear receptor binding; protein dimerization activity
Source: RefSeq, a predicted model, not a curated record